Diospyros lotus (date-plum) is the source of this 1093-nucleotide messenger RNA. Its product is annotated as peroxiredoxin-2E-2, chloroplastic. Gene Ontology annotation, biological process: hydrogen peroxide catabolic process; cell redox homeostasis; cellular response to oxidative stress. The record is from RefSeq and is a predicted model, not a curated record. The coding region runs from base 16 to 900 and encodes 294 amino acids. The transcript has a single exon. Gene Ontology annotation, molecular function: thioredoxin peroxidase activity. Gene Ontology annotation, cellular component: cytoplasm. NCBI's taxonomy places the organism in Eukaryota, Viridiplantae, Streptophyta, Magnoliopsida, Ericales, Ebenaceae.
CCGAUCAAACAGGAAAUGGACGGUUCAGAUGAUGAAAAUUCAUUUGCAACCAUGAGCGAUAAGGCACCAGAUUAUUCCUCCUCACGUGACCGUCCUGCCCCCUGUCCCUCCAAUUUUCCAUCUCCCGUUCCCCUUCUUCGCCUCCUCCGCCCAAUUCUGCAAUCCCAUCCAAAUCUUAAUCUCUCUCUCCCUCUCUCUCUCUCUGAAAUGGCAGCCACAGUCGCUCAGACCAUGUCGAGGCUUCUCUCAUCGCCCAAACCCAUCUCUGUUUCCAGCACCGCGUCUCUGCUCUCCCCCAGAACCCUCUCUUCAACCCUCCUUUCCACCCGUCUCCGCUCCCUGCAGCUUCGGCAGCAUCGCACUACAUCCCAUAGAUUCUCCACAGCCUCCGCCCCUCCCUCAAUCUCCGCCGCCAUCAAGGUUGGCGACAAGCUCCCGGACGCCACCCUCUCCUACUUCGAUGCCGCCGACGAGCUCCAGACCGUCACCGUCUCCGACCUCACCGCCGGCAAGAAAGCAAUCUUCUUCGCCGUCCCGGGGGCCUUCACCCCGACCUGCUCUCAGAAACACCUCCCCGGAUUCGUGGAGAAGGCGGCGGAGCUCAAGGCCAAGGGCGUGGACACCAUCACCUGCGUCUCCGUCAACGAUGCCUUCGUCAUGAAGGCCUGGAAGAAGGACCUGAAUGUCGGCGACCAAGUGUUGCUUCUCAGCGAUGGAAAUGGAAUUUUCACGAAGGCAAUUGGGUGUGAGCUCGAUUUGAGCGACAAACCGGUUGGGCUCGGGGUUCGGUCGAGGAGGUACGCCAUGUUGGUGGACGAUGGCGUCGUGAAGGUCUUGAAUUUGGAGGAAGGCGGUGCUUUCACAUUCAGCGGCGCCGAGGAUAUGCUCAAGGCGCUCUAAGCACGUGUCGGUAAUUUUCUAUAUUAAGGUUGAGCGAUUAGAGUCACAGUUUUGGAGUCGAGCGAUUUGUGUUUGAUGAAUUGUCCCAGUGUCGUGAAUUGGCGUUUAUGAUGUCAUCUAUAGACUUUUCAUGGUGAAUGUCCUCAACUUGGAACUCUUUUUGAUAUUUUGGUGGCGAGACACUUUUUUUUUU